GUUUGGCGGGGACGGGGUGAGAAGCUCGUGUUCGUUUUGUACUUGGUGCCAGAGUCCUUUUUACGGACCUUGGAUGCGGAGGAAGGGAGUGAAUAGAGUCUGUCAUAUUUUGUUCAAGAAAUGGAAAUGCGUGAGAGAACCAUCGUGAUAGCAGGAUGAGCUGUGGGAGUAAGGUCCGGGAGGCUCAGGUAGGCCCCGUUGCUGUGGAGUGCCAUGGUUACUGAUGACGGGAGUGGUGACGUAACGCGCACGCGUACGUGCGUUUUAGCCCGUUGGCCGGAGACGGAAGGAGACUAGCCGGGGAGGAGGCGAUACCAUCUUCCUGUGAGUUUGAGCUGGAGGAGGCAGCAUUGUCUCCCGACCCAGCCCCGCAUCGUGAGCUUCACCGUCAGACAAUAAAGCUGUAAAUGACAAGUGCUGGGUGCAGAAGCCGAGCAAAAUGGCUAAGGCACUCUGCACCAAGGCCAGGCUCGUGACUUACUUGCCAGGUAUUCAUGCAUUGGUUAGAAGGAUUGCAACCUUUAGAACAUAUUCCACAGGGUCUGAUGAGCCUUAUAUUGCAGUCAUACCACCUGAUCAAGGAGACACAGGAAGAACUGAACUUACUAAAGAUAAGGUGGUUGUGGCAGGUUUACAAACUAUAUGGCCUGAUGAAAAGAUGGGACCAUUUGGACCUCAGGAUCACCGGUUUCAGCUGCCGGGUAACAUAGGGUUUGGUUCCCAUAUUAAUGGCAUUGCUAACCAGAAGAAAAUCUCAACAAACAGAACACUUCCAGAUCUGCUAACUGAGCCAUUAAUGAGUGAGAAGCACGAAUUCAUUCUUGCACAGUUUGUCAAUGAAUUUCAGGGAAAUGAAGCUGAGCCUCAACCACAGGAAUUCACAGCUGCAGAAAAUUAUUUUGAGAAUGCAAAGGUGGAAUGUGCAAUACAAACCUGCCCAGAACUUCUUCGCAAAGAUUUUCAAUCUAUGUUUCCUGAGGCUCCAGUUGCGGGAUUCACAGUACUUACUGUAACGCAAAGGAGUGUUAAUGAUAUGACUAUAUGGAAUGAAGCAGUAGAAGAGGAACGUGAACAGCUACUGGAGAAAUUCAUUAAUGGUGCCAAGGAAAUCUGCUAUGCACUCCGCUCAGAAGGUUACUGGGCAGACUUCAUUGAUCCAUCUUCAGGCCUUGCAUACUUUGGACCAUACACAAACAACACUCUGUUUGAAACAGAUGAGCGCUAUCGACAUCUCGGUUUCCGGAUUGAAGAUCUUGGUUGUUGUAAAGUUAUUCAGCACAAGAUUUGGGGAACACAUGUAUUUGUUGGCAGUCUUUUCACAAAUGCACCUACAGAUUGCUUAGUAAUGAAGAAACUACAAGGGAACACCCCACUUUGAUUGCUGUCACCAUUUUAUUAUUAAAAAGAAGCUAAAAGACUGGUGAGGAAGCUCCAUUUUAUAGAUGUAUUCUGGUGGUUUAUGUAAAUGUAGUUUAAGAAGAAGGCUGUAAGAUGCUGAACAUAUCAGUGAUAUUUAUUUUAGUUCACUUCAAAUGAUAUUGUAAAAGACUGAUCAUGAAAAAUGAUCCUGGAAUUUGUGCAUGUGUUUUCUAUGUAAUGGAACUGUCACUUAAGAAAUCUACAUCAGUGAUGCUUCUAAGAGUAUUUCAGAACCGUUUACUGAUGACAUUUGGCUCGUGUAGCAUGGUUUGUUCCAAUUCCAGUGAGACAGUCUAUCUCAACUUAGCAAGUAAUAAAUUAAAUUUCCUAAAACUCAGGAGUGUGGGUACGAUUAAUUCUUUCCAAUUUUACUCAAGUAUCACUUUCAAAGGAAAGGAAUGCCAGCAUUUGUAUCGUGCCUUUGAAGACAUCAGCAUGUCGUAAAGCACUUUACAGCCAAUUGAGUAUGAAGGGAAUACAGCCACCAGUAAUAAUGUGGGAAUGCAGCAGAAAAGUAGUACCACAUACAGCAAUGUGAUGAUAACCAGUUGAAUGAUUUUGGUGAUGCUGGUUGAGUGUUAAGUAUUAGCCAGGGAGGCCUACCAAGCUCAUCUUCAGAUUAGCGAUUAGCAGUGCUGCCUCAGUGCCAGGGACCCACAUUCUAUUCCAAACUUGGAAAACUGCCUGUGUGGAGUCUGUCCAUUCUCCCAGUGUCUGCGUGAGUUUCUGCCGGGUGCUCUGGUUUCCUCCCACAGAUCAAAGAUGUGCAGAUUUAGUUAGACUGGCCUUGCUAAGUUGCCAGUAGUGUUCAAGGAUGUGCAGCUAGGUGGGUUAACCAAGGGAAUUGUACGAUUAUAGGGAUUGACUGGGGGGGGGGGGAUGUCUGGGUGAGAUGCUCUUCGGAGGGUUGGUGUGGACCUAUUGGUCCAAAUGGCCUGUUUCCACACUGCAGAUUCUAAACAUUAUAUAAAUGACUCCGAUCCUUUUACCUCCACCUGAUGGCAGAGGGGACCUCAAUUUAACAUCUUCAACAGUAGCUCCUCCAACAGUGUAGCAUACUCUGAGUCGUAAUGGAGUGAAGGUAUUGACUUCAUAGCUGCACAAAUGAAAUAAUUACUGUAGAAUGGUGCGAAGUGCUGAAAAUAUACCAAUUUGUUGAGGCAGUCAUUCUUGUAGAUUGAGGUCAAGGCAAGGUGGCGAGUGAACAUUAGUACAAAGACAGCAGCAGUGCAAGAGUAGAAUGCAAAGCAAUAAGUGAAGCCCAGUACAUCUACCAUACUCUGAACAGUUUGAGUUUCAAAACAUAUAAUUUGUUAAUGAUAAUGGAUUAUAGAUUUUCAAACUUUAUUGCGUUGAAGUUGUUUUGGCUCAUAAGUGAAUUUCUGUUUUAAAAAUGUCUUUCCCUAUCCAUUUAAAAUGAAACUUCCUUUUUUUACUUUGAAAUAGAAACCAGACAAAGAAUAUAUGGGCUGAAAUUGUGUCACAGGCAUGAUUUUCUUUUUAGAAAGCAAGGUACUGAGCUGAAUUUUUCAGGGUCCUGCUAUGUGCAGAAAUAUCUGAGACAUUAAAGAAGUUGUCCCUCAGGCUACAUUUCACCUGGACAACUGUUUUUCUUACCUUGGUUUUACUUGCUGACAGGUAACAAUCUAUUUGACCAUUUGUUACCUUCAUCUAUAGAGUGGAGGGUGCAAGUAGAAGGAAGCACUGAUUUGAAUUUUUGAUUACAUCUAGUGAAAUUGAAGAGUAUUUGUGAUAUACCUACAGUGAGUAAAUUAUUACUGACACUGUUUUUAAUAAAACAAUUCAGUUUUAGAAAUCAAA
This is a messenger RNA of Hemiscyllium ocellatum (epaulette shark), 3240 nucleotides long. RefSeq names its product metabolism of cobalamin associated Db (gene mmadhcb). The transcript is spliced from 9 exons. Gene Ontology annotation, biological process: cobalamin metabolic process. Gene Ontology annotation, cellular component: mitochondrion. Lineage: Eukaryota; Metazoa; Chordata; Chondrichthyes; Orectolobiformes; Hemiscylliidae. The record is from RefSeq and is a predicted model, not a curated record. The coding region runs from base 440 to 1378 and encodes 312 amino acids.